UCCUCUUGCCCCGCUCCCUCCUCAGCGGGAGGCUCCCCCGCGCCUGCCGGGAGGGCGCGGGCCGGAGCGCACCUUGCGUCCGCCGGCCUCUGCCCCGGCCCCGCUUUCACUUUCUGUUCCGGGGUUGGCCAGGCAGGCGGCAGCGGCGCCGGGGCGAGUCGGCUGGGUGCGGACCACCAGUGAGGGGCCUUUUAUACAUUUGUGCCAUUAGGUAGUUUGAGCAAGAAGAUGAUAUCUCUGUCCGUCAAGUGGCCACUUGGAACCACGCCGUUUCUACUCUCCUCACUGUCGAUUCUCUUAACUGUGUCAACCCCUUCCUGGUGUCAGAGCAGAGACACCACGUCUCCAAGAUCUAGUAAUGGGUCACCAUUCCCUUGGGAUAAAAUUCGACUUCCUGAGCACAUCAGCCCCGUUCAUUAUGAUCUCAUGAUCCAUGCGAAUCUCACCACUCUGACUUUCGAGGGAACCACGCAAAUAGAAAUCACGGCCGGCCAGCCUACCAGCACCAUCAUCCUGCAUAGCCAUCACCUGCGAGUCUCUCAGGCCACCCUCAAGAGGAACGUCGGAGAGAGACUGACCGCAGAACCGCUGCGGGUCCUGGAGUAUCCGCCUCAUGAGCAAAUCGCGCUUCUGGCUCCCGAGCCCCUGGCUGUUGGGCUGCCCUACACAGUUGUCAUCGACUACUCUGGCGCUCUUUCUGAGCAUUUGAAUGGAUUUUAUAAAAGCACCUACAGAACCAAGGAAGGAGAAGUAAGAGUACUUGCAUCAACCCAUUUUGAACCUACUGCAGCCAGAAUGGCCUUUCCCUGCUUUGAUGAACCUGCCUUCAAAGCAAAUUUUUCAAUCAAGAUCAGAAGGGAGCCAAGGCACCUCGCCAUCUCCAAUAUGCCACUGGUUAAAUCUGUGACUGUUUCUGAAGGACUCAUAGAAGACCAUUUUGAUGUCACUGUGAAGAUGAGCACCUACCUGGUGGCUUUCAUUAUUUCAGACUUUAAGUCUGUUAGCAAGAUGACCAAGAGUGGAAUCAAGGUUUCCGUAUAUGCUGUGCCAGACAAGAUUCAUCAGGCAGAUUAUGCAUUGGAUGCCGCAGUGACUCUUCUAGACUUUUAUGAGGAUUAUUUCAGCAUUCCAUAUCCCUUACCCAAACAAGAUCUUGCUGCUAUUCCUGACUUUGAGGUUGGCGCUAUGGAAAACUGGGGACUGAUCACAUACAGAGAAUCUUUACUAUUGUUUGAUGCUGAAAAGUCUUCUGCAUCAAAUAAGCUUGGCAUUACUUUGACUGUGUCCCAUGAACUUGCCCACCAGUGGUUUGGGAACCUUGUCACUAUGGAAUGGUGGAAUGAUCUUUGGCUAAAUGAGGGAUUUGCGAAGUUUAUGGAAUUUGUGUCUGUCACUGUGACUCAUCCAGAACUGAAAGUCGAAGAUUAUUUCUUUGGCAAGUGUUUUAAUGUGAUGGAGGUAGAUGCGUUAAAUUCUUCACAUCCUGUGUCAACUGCUGUAGAGAAUUCUGCUCAGAUUCGGGAAAUGUUUGACGAAGUUUCUUAUGAAAAGGGUGCUUGUAUUCUGAAUAUGCUAAGGGAUUAUCUCAGUGCUGAUGUGUUUAAAAGUGGCAUUGUACAGUAUCUCCAGAAGUAUAGCUAUAAAAACACAAAAAAUGAGGACCUGUGGAAUAGUAUGGCGAGUAUUUGCCCUGCAGAUGGCACACAAAGAAUGGACGGCUUUUGCUCCAGGAGUUCACAUUCGUCUUCAUCCUCACACUGGCGACAGGAAGGCCUUGAUGUGAAAACCAUGAUGAACACGUGGACACUGCAAAAAGGCUUUCCGCUGAUAACCAUCACAGUGAGAGGGAGGAACGUACACAUGAAGCAAGAGCACUACAGGAAAGGACCUGACGAUGGCUCAGAAACUGGGUACCUGUGGCAUGUACCACUGACAUUCAUUACCAGCAAAUCAGACUCAGUCCAAAGAUUUUUGCUGAAGACAAAAACAGAUGUGCUCAUCCUCCCUGAAGAGGUAGAAUGGAUCAAAUUUAAUGUUGGAAUGAAUGGCUAUUACAUUGUGCAUUAUGAGGAUGAUGGAUGGGAUUCUCUGAGUGGUCUUUUAAGAGGAGCACAUACAACAAUCAGCAGCAAUGAUCGGGCGAGUCUCAUUAACAAUGCAUUUCAGCUUGUCAGCAAUGGAAAGCUAUCAAUUGAAAAAGCUUUGGAUUUAACCCUAUACCUGAAGCAUGAAACUGAAAUUAUGCCCGUGUUCCAAGGUUUGAAUGAGCUGAUACCUAUGUAUAAAUUGAUGGAGAAAAGAGAUAUGAAGGAAGUAGAAAAUCAGUUCAAGGCCUUUCUCACCAGGCUGCUGAGGGACCUCAUUGAUAAUCAGACAUGGACCGAUGAGGGCUCGGUCUCCCAGCGAAUGCUGCGAAGUCGGCUCCUCCUCCUCGCCUGCGUGUGCAAGUAUCCGCCCUGCGUCCGGAGGGCGGAAGCGUACUUCAGACAGUGGAAGGAAGCCGGUGGAAACUUCAGCCUGCCCACUGAUGUAACCUUGGCGGUGUUCGCUGUGGGCGUCCAGAACCCUGACGGAUGGGAUUUUCUUUAUAGUAAAUAUCAGUCAUCAUUGUCCAAUACCGAGAAAAACGAAAUUGAAUUUGCCCUCAGUAUUAGCCAAAAUAAGGAAAAGCUUCAAUGGCUACUUGAUGAAAGUUUUAAGGGAGAUAAAAUAAAACUUCAAGAGUUUCCACGUAUCCUUAGCGCUGUUGGCAGGAACCCAGUGGGAUAUCCAUUGGCCUGGCAGUUUCUGAGGGAAAAUUGGGAUACACUUAUACAAAAAUUUGAACCUGGCUCAUCUUCUUUAACCAGUAUGGUAAUGGGAACAACAAGUCAGUUCUCCACAAGAGCACGGCUUGAAGAGGUAAAAGGGUUCUUCAGCUCCUUGAAAGAAAACAGUUCUCAGCUCCGUUGCAUACAGCAAACAAUUGAAACCAUUGAGGAAAACAUACGUUGGAUGGAUAAGAACUUUGAGAAAAUCCGAGUGUGGCUCCAAAGCGAGAAGCUGGUGCUGCUCUAACACCUUGUUCCUCGGUGGUUCCUGUGGUAACGUUAUGCUAAAAUUUCAUCAGAUGUGAUUAUUUUCAAACCAGAGAUGGCUCUUUUUUGGCUUCUGCUGAAGAUAUUUUUCUUUUUCCUUUCUUACUCAUUUGACUAUUCCUAUGAAAAGACCAGCUACUAAAUUGUUCAUCGAUGGGUUACUGCUACGAUGCAUUUUAUUGACAGGUGUCACCCUGCAAUCUAAACCCAAGCAACGGGCUCCUUACUGUGGGGGAGUAGCUUAUCUCUACCGGUUUAGAUCCUAUACUUAAGCCUCUUGCUUUCCAAACCCCUGCUCCCCGUAUGUGUGUGUCAUCCAUAAGCCGUUUUGUCACUCUCCUCUGAAGACUCAUGCCCAGCAGGGACCGGUGAACCCCUGGAUCAGUGACUCAGCCAGCAUGUCCCACCCUUCCCUUCCCUUCCACAAGCCCCGGGGCCUACAGGUAGGCGCAUGUCACAAAGCCUGUUUGCUGACUUGUGUCAAUCUCCCAGGCGGGUAGGAGAGUAGAUGGGGUGUCCUGUUGCCCUGGUGCCCUUGCAGGUUGCCUCAGGCUGGCCCCCACUGAGGUUUAGCUCCUGAGAAACGGCCUCUUUUCUACCCAGCCUUCUCCAGGUCUGCCUUCUAGUCACUCUCCCGCUCUCAUCCCUCCUGGAUGAAGGAAGGGUGAAGUGGGAGGCUGGCUUUUCAGUCCUAGCGGUACUUGUGGGCUCCUUACAUCCGUCCCCAUCUGUUUGUUUAAAACAAACAAACAAACAAACAACUUUUUAUAGAACCCUCCUCAAAUAAACCUAAUUUGAGCAUGUGGUCUGCUCCCUCAUGGAUCCUGAGUGAUACAGUGUCCCUCUGAAAAAAAGCAGAGUACAUUCAGGUCUAGAGGAGCAAUCUUUCAUUUGAAGUUGAACUUGGGGAGCUGUUGAUACUUAGGUAGGUGAUGCUUCCUCUCUCUGCUCCAUAUCUGGCCUAGUUUAUAAUUCCCCAAUAAUUUGUUGCUGGCACUAAGUCACGGCAGAGUCUCUAGUACGUAAAUGUGAAACUGAGAAUAUUUCUGUUAGCUUAGUGUGGCACUGAGUUGUCUUUGAAGGCCUUUAUGAGUUUAACAUAAUAUAAAACUUAAUAUAUGAAAAAUGUCGAUGUGUUCUAAUAUGGAAUGUUAAUGUGGAAUAGAGUGACAUGUGUUUACAAUUCUCUUUUUAUAUGUAUUGCAUAGUCUAAUGGUUUGAGAAAUAAAAACAAAACCAGGAAUCACUGGUAAUUUCCACUCCCAUGUAUUAACCUUCUAAAAGACAUACAGAGCCGAGAUUUUUAAUGUAAAAUAUUUUUAAUUGUUUUGUAUUUUUGAUUUAAUGAAACAUGGAAAUAGUGGUCUUCAGUUUUGGUCACCUGAGGAACCUAUGUUAAUUUGCCUUUGGAGAAAUCCAUUUUCUAAAUAACAGUAUUGCUACAACAAUGUGCAAAUACCUUUUUGGGAAUAAAAAUUGUCUUAUUUACUUCUAA
This is a messenger RNA of Suricata suricatta (meerkat), 4572 nucleotides long. RefSeq names its product endoplasmic reticulum aminopeptidase 1 (gene ERAP1). The record is from RefSeq and is a predicted model, not a curated record. Gene Ontology annotation, cellular component: cytoplasm. The coding region runs from base 229 to 3057 and encodes 942 amino acids. Gene Ontology annotation, biological process: proteolysis; peptide catabolic process. The transcript has 19 exons. NCBI's taxonomy places the organism in Eukaryota, Metazoa, Chordata, Mammalia, Carnivora, Herpestidae. Gene Ontology annotation, molecular function: metalloaminopeptidase activity; peptide binding; zinc ion binding.